Enhydra lutris kenyoni (northern sea otter) is the source of this 482-nucleotide messenger RNA. RefSeq names its product family with sequence similarity 19 member A4, C-C motif chemokine like (gene TAFA4). The transcript has 5 exons. The coding region runs from base 39 to 482 and encodes 147 amino acids. The record is from RefSeq and is a predicted model, not a curated record. Gene Ontology annotation, molecular function: receptor ligand activity. NCBI's taxonomy places the organism in Eukaryota, Metazoa, Chordata, Mammalia, Carnivora, Mustelidae. Gene Ontology annotation, biological process: macrophage chemotaxis; phagocytosis.
CAUCUUGAAAUAAUUGUGCUUGACUGGAACCAAAUCUUAUGAAGUCACCAAGGAUGAGAGUCUGUGCUAAGUCAGUGUUGCUGUCACAUUGGCUCUUUCUGGCCUAUGUGUUAAUGGUGUGCUGUAAGCUGAUGUCUGCCUCGAGCCAGCACCUCCGGGGACACGCAGGUCACCACCAGAUCAAGCAAGGGACCUGUGAGGUGGUCGCUGUCCACAGGUGCUGUAACAAGAAUCGCAUAGAAGAGCGAUCACAAACAGUCAAGUGCUCCUGCUUCCCAGGGCAGGUUGCAGGUACAACUCGGGCUCAGCCUUCUUGCGUUGAAGCUUCCAUCGUGAUUCAGAAAUGGUGGUGUCAUAUGAAUCCUUGCUUGGAAGGAGAGGACUGUAAAGUGCUUCCAGAUUACUCAGGUAACACGGUAGCGAAGAGAGGUGUGCUUACUCCUGGAGGAGUGACAGGAUGCAGAGGUCUCCUAUUUGGAUGA